AUUUUAAAAUGAUAGAACAUGGGAAGCUUGAAACUAUUAUUAAAGAUUUAAGCGAUAAUAUAACUGAUAAGACAACUUAUGAAAAAGAGCUGUUUAAUACAAUUAAUAACAUAAUCAAUCCUGCAGGUAUCCAAUUAGAAACUAUUACAAACACUUACAUUAAAGGAAUUUCAUUAUUAAAAAAUUUAAAUACUUGCUUUAGUGACUGUAUGACCACCCACAACAUUAUUAAAGGAAUAAAAUACUUUGCUAAUCAAAUAUUACAGAAAAUAGUUCUAAAAAUAAAACCUGAUACUCUUCAAGAAAUUGCAAAGUUAUCACUGAAAAUUUCUCGUAGUGUUAGGUCAAGAAUGCAAGAUGAACAGUUCGAUAAAGUGACCAACUUAAUUUGGAAAAUUUUUUUUAUUGUUGAAUUUGGAACAGACGACAUUGAAUCGAUUAAAACAUUAAAGGACGAAUUAAAUAAAAAAGCUUUUUGUAUUUCUACAUAUACACAAGGGAACACUUACAAUAUUACACAAGAAAAAUAUAAUAACCAGCUUGCACGGACACUAUCUGAACUGACAACUAUUUUAAACAAGAAGUUAUUAAAUGGCCAAUUAACUGAAACAGUCCCUGUUUAUAAGAGCGACGAAAAAUUACAAGCAGUAGUAGAAAUGCUUGUUUUGGAUAUAAUGUCAAUUUUGGAGCUCAAGAAUUCCCUGGAAAAUAAUCUACUUUUUUUAGAUGAAAAUAUUCCUUUAUUAAAUGGAAGAUGUUUACGUAAUCAUCUAGUACAUGAUAACGCAUUAGUAGAUAUAUUAUUAUCGGAUCCUUCGAAAACAGUUGUUUUAAACGCUACAAAACUUAUUGAAGAAAAUAUAAUAGGAAGUAACAAAAAAAUUGGCAAAUCAGUGAGUAAUAAUCCUUCCAAACUGAGAGAGAAAUACAAUCAAGGCUUAGUUACCAUUACCAAUCAGAAAAGACUGUUCGAUGCUUUGCAAGAAGGAAAUUUCGAAAUCUUAAAAGAUUGCCUCAGAGAAGGAGCAGAUAUCAAUGCUAGAAAUAUUGAUUUAUGGACCACAUUGCAUUUUGCUGCUAAGGGACCUAAUCUUGAAGUUAUAAAAUUUCUUCUCGACCAAAAUUUAAGCCUUAAUGUUAAGGAUAUUAAUGGCCGAAGCCCACUGCACAUUGCUGCUGCACAUGGAAGGACAAAUAUUGUGGAUUUCUUCUUAAAAAAAGCAGGUUUAUAUGUUGAUGAUACAGAUAAUAAGAACAAAACACCACUUCACAUAGCAGCUCAAAAUGGUCACAAGGAUACUGUCGAGAUUCUAUUAGAAAAUGAAGCUAAUACUUUUAACCAAGAUGUAACCGGUCUUUCACCUUUACACUAUGCAAUAAAGAACAAUCAUAUUGACGUUGCGAAGAUUCUGCUAGCAAGAGACAGGAAUGUUGACAUUAAUGAGACUACAGGUGGCUUUACUCCAUUGCAUGAAGCUGCAGAAUAUGGUCACUUGGAGUUAGUUAAUUUUUUACUUGAAUAUGGAGCAAAUAGUAACGCUAGAAGUGAUAACGAUCGGACACCAAUACAUGGAGCAGCACUCAACGGCCAUCUGGAAAUAGUGAACACUUUAAUUCUGAAGGGAGCUGAUGUUAACUCUAAACUUAUCGAUGGUUGCACACCAUUACAUUAUGCAGUGGAAAACGGUCACGAAAAAGUAGUUAGCAUUCUAUUGAAACAUGGAGCUAAUAUUAAUGCCGUUGACAAAACAUAUAAUAAUACAGCUUUACACUAUGCGGCAAAAGAAAGGCACGAGGAAAUCGUUAAGACUUUACUGAAACAUUAAGCUAAUGCUAGUGUUAAGACUGUGGAAGGUAUAACUCCAUUACUUAUGGCAGUACAUAGUGGCCACUUGGAAAUAGUAACUAUUUUCCUGAAACAUGGUGUUAAUAUUCAUGCUACAGAUAUCAAUAAUGAUACACCAUUACACUGUGCAGUAAAAAGUGGUCAUAUGGAAAUUGUUGAACAUUUAAUAAACAAUGGAGCAGAAGUUAAUGCUAAAAAUAAAUGUGAUCAAACACCACUACAUGAAGCUGCUCUGAAUGGAUAUCAAGGUAUUACUGAUUUUUUGAUAAACAAUAAAGCCGAUGUAACCGCUAAAGACGUUUACGGUACUACAUCUCUACAUGCAGCUGCCAUAAAUGGUAAUACAGAUGUUAUCGAUCUUCUGAUAAAACAAAAAGCUAAUGUUAAUGCUAGAACUAAUAAAAAUGCUACACCUUUGCAUUUAGCUGCCUUAAAUAACUGUAUAGAUACUAUAGUUUUUCUAAUAAAAAAUGGAGCUGCAGUCAAUGCUAGAGCUAAUUAUGGUGUUACACCGUUACAUUCAGCUGUUCUAGAAGGACACAAAAAUGUUGUGAAUCUCUUAAUAAAAAAUAAAGCCCAAGUCGAUGCAAGAGGUAUUGCAGAUGGUACAUUAUUACAUAUGGCUGUGGAAGCGGAUCACACAGAAAUCGUUAAGAUUUUGGUAGCAAACGGAGCUAAUGUUAAUACCAAGUGUAACAAUCGGACGCCAUUAUUUUCUGCAAUCAAAAAUAAUAACAAAGAAAUCGCUGAAAUUCUUAUAGCAAAUGGAGCUGAUGUUGACGACGAAGAUAGUGGACCUUUAUGUGCAGCGGUGCUUGCAGGCUAUAAAGAUAUUGUAGAAAUGUUGUUAAAAAACGCAGCUCGCGUUAACGGAAGAGAUGCUGAAAAUGCUACUCUAUUACAUCUAGCUGCCAGAAGAGGUCAUAAGGAAAUAGUGAAGACUUUGAUAAAAAGUGGAGCUGAUAUUGAUGCCAUAACUAUCAAUGAUGUAACAUCAUUAUAUCUUGCAGUACAAGAAGGUCAUAAGGAAAUUGUUGAGAUUUUGAUAGCAAAUGGAGCUAAUGUUAACGUUAAAUCUACCGAUGGAACAACAUUGUUACACAUAGCAGCCACAAAUGGACACAGUAAUGUUGUACAAGUCUUACUAAAUAGUAAAGUAAAUAUUAAUAUUAAAGAUAAUAAGAAUAGAACAUCGUUAGAAUUGGCAGUGGCACGUGGUCAUUUAGAAGUGGUUAAAACGUUACUUCAGUACCAGAAAAUAGAUAUGAAUACUAAGGGAAACGAUAAUUGGACAAUAUUGCACAUUGCUUCACACGAAAGUAAUCUGGAAAUGGUGAAGUACUUAGUAGAUAAAGGAUCAGACAUCAAUGCUAAAACUUCUUUUGGCUAUAAGCCUAUGCACUUUGCAGCUAGAAAAGGUCAUAAAGAUACUGUAGAGUUUUUCCUUAGUAAGGGAUUAAAUAUUAACGAUCGUGGUGCAUUUAAGCAGACAUUAUUGCACUAUGCUGCAAUGCACGAUCAUUUAGCAGUUGUGGAGUACUUAAUAGCGCAAGGUGCUGAUGUUAACGCUCAAGAUAUAAAUGGCGUAAGUCCUAUGCAUCUUGCUGCUACUUACGGCUAUAAAAAUGUAAUUGAAGUUUUACUAAAAAAUGGAGCAAUUUAUAAUCUUGUUGACAAGUUUGAUACAGAACCGUUAACGUUGUGUCGUGACAAAAACGUUAUCACUUUAUUAGAAUCAACUGAGAAAUUAUUUAAGGCUAUAAAACAUAAUAAUGUUUCAGAAGUUGAGACUUACAUCAAAAUGGGUGCGUUUGUUAAUGCCAAAAAUGCUGAUGGUGGAACACCACUGCAUUAUGCUGCAUGGAAAGGCAGUGAUAGAAUUGUUAAUCUUCUGUUACAAAAUAGAGCUAAUUCCAAUGCAGUUGGUAAGAAGGGCUUUACUCCUCUACAUUAUGCUGCAAAGUUCUCUCACUUAAAAGUUGUAAAGACCUUAUUAGCUCUUGGCGCGGUAUAUAAUGCUGUCUCCGACAAUGAAAGAACACCAUUAAAUAUUACUGUAGAUAAAGAUAUAAUUAGUUUAUUUCAAUUGGUGAGUGAUUCAUUUAAAAACAUUAAAACUGGUAACUCCAAAGUUAUUAAUGAUCUUAAUAAAAUAAAGGAUGUUGAUACAAUAAAAGCCAUCAUGGGUGCUCGUAAUAGAGAAAACAAAACGCUAGUAGUUACUGCAAUGUAUAGUAACUUUUCGAAACUUGAACAAUUAAAACAGAUAUCACAAGGUGAUAUAUCCACCCAAAUCAAAAUAGCUUUAGCACUCAUGAGUCAGACCAAUUAUCAAGCGGCCUUAAAUAUUUUCACAAGCGCAUUUGAAAAGAGAAGAGAAAUACUAGGACCCGAUAAUCCUGGCACCUUAGAUAUUCAGGUACAUAUGGGUAAAGCAUUAUACGCACAAGGAUUUUUUCAAGAAGCUCUUAACACAUUUGAGGAAAUUUACCAGAAACGGAAAGAAGUCCUGGGUUUAAAUCAUACAGACACUUUAAGUACGAGAAGUAUAAUUGCUCUAGUACUGCAUAGAUUAGGAAAAAACGAGGAAGCUUAUAAUAUUUAUCAAGAAGUCUAUCAAAAACAAAAAGAGAUAUUAGGAUCAAAUCACUCAAAUACUUUAGAGACACAGUUUCAUAUGGCACUAGUAUUAAUUGAACAAGGAAAAUAUGAAGAAGCCUUAAAUAUCAGUAGGAUAAUGUUUGAAAAAAGUAAGAACAUAUCCGGUGCGGCAAACGCAGGAAAUGCCGUGCGUGCUCAAAAUAAUAUAGCGAUAAUAUUGACCAAUCAAGGUAAAUACGCAGAGGCAUUGGAGAUUUAUAAAGACGUUUAUGAAAAGAAAAAGUUGAUUUUCGGUGCUACUCAUUCUGAUACUUUAAGAACGUUACAUAACAUGGCCGGAGUACUAAUCAACCAACAGAAAUAUGCAGAAGCCUUGAAAGCUCAUCAAGAAGUUUUAGAUAUCCAAAAAAACGUUUUAGGACCAAAUCAUUUUGAUACCCUAAAUACUCGGUGUAACAUAGCAAACAUACUUUUUGCUCAAGGCAAAUGGAUUAGUGCACUAAAAGUUUAUAAAGAAUGUGUGGAUCAAAGAAAAGCAGUGUUUGGAGCAACUCAUCCUAGUGUUUUGAAAAUUUUAGAACAGAUAGAAAUAAUUAAAAAGAUAUUUAAACUGCAGGGCUACAGCGAAUCGGAAAUCUUGCAACAUCUGCAAAAAGAUAUUAACAUUGCUGCUAGUAAUGGUGAUGUACAAACUGUGCAACGUCUAUUAAAAGGUGGAGCUAGUGCCAAUGAUAAAGACAUUGAUGGAAGAACACCACUACAUUACGCUAUUAGCAAUAGACAGAUGGGCGUUGUAAACGUCUUAUUAAAAAGUGGAGCUGAUGUUACUCAUGGUACUAAUAAAGGUAAUACACCACUACACACAGCUACUUCUAAAAGUUACAAAGAAAUUGUCGAAGUUUUGUUACAACAUGUGAGUCGUGAUAAAUUUUAUGACUUUAUUAAUGUUAAAACCGCUGCUAGUGGCAGUGCAUCACUUCACGUUGCAGCCAGUAAUGGUUACUUAGAGAUUGUUAAAUCUUUAUUGAAGCAUGGUGCAACCUAUAACAUUAAGAAUACAGAAGAUAAAACACCUCUUAAUCUUUCCAAAUACCAGAGUGUUACUGAUUUGCUGCAACUUGUCGAAGAAUUAUUUGAAGACGCAAAAAAAGGUAAUACUGAAAUUAUUAGCAAGUUAAAAGCAGUAAAACCAGAUGAGUUUGCAGCUGCAACGAAUGCUCGUAAUGGUCAAGGGAAUAAGCUAUUACAAGUUACUAUAUCUAAUAAACACAGGAAUAUUGCGAGUGAAUUGGUAAAAAUGAUGAGAAUGUCAGGUCAGAAGUUAUAAGAAAAUAGAAAACGGGGUCAAAGAUUAAAAAUUUAAAUGACGUGGAAGUAUUUAUGUAGGGCCUACUUCAAUAAUAAUCAGUGUAGACUAAAAAAUCAUGAAAGUACAGGUUCUGUUUUUCUUUCUUUCUUUUUUACAUAAAUUUCCAAUUUUAAACUCGAUCGCUUCUUGAUAAAUUUCAGUAUUUAUGUAGAGCCUACCUCAAUAACAAUAAUUGUAGACUAAAAAAUCAUGAAGGUACAGGUCAACAACUCCUUUUUUUUUGCAUAACUUUCAGUAUACAUCACUAUGAAAGUCAUAUUAAUCUCUAUCUUUCAUAUGUUUGUUUUUUGGAGAAAGCCCUUCUGGAGAAAGGUAGGAACAAGUUCCUAAUAAAACUUAAUAAUUAACAUUUCGAUUAGUUUCUUAUACAACUUAUUACAUUGACGUAGUGAUUGGAAAAUAAAACGCGAGCGCGCGCGCGGGAGUGUGUGUGUGAAAGAGAAAAUUUUAAGUUUUGGUUUAUUUUGUAUCAAGGUGUGUACAAUUUAUUUUAUAUUAAAUAAAAUGCAUUCAUUUUGUAUCAAGGUUUGUACACUUUAGUUUUCUGUAUUAAAUAAAAUGAAAUUAGAACUGCUAAAA
Messenger RNA from Ooceraea biroi (clonal raider ant), 6395 nucleotides. Its product is annotated as serine/threonine-protein phosphatase 6 regulatory ankyrin repeat subunit B-like. NCBI's taxonomy places the organism in Eukaryota, Metazoa, Arthropoda, Insecta, Hymenoptera, Formicidae. Gene Ontology annotation, molecular function: protein binding. The record is from RefSeq and is a predicted model, not a curated record.